AGCAUAUCUUUACAAUAGUGACUAUGAUCUCGUAAUCUUAGAUUGUCAGUCACAUAUAAAACAUUUUAACCCUUUCAAUUUCUAACCAGAGAUUGUUUAAAGUACACUUGAACUUUGACGAAUUAUUUUACAUUGACGAGUCAUUUUCAUGAAUGUUAUGCUUUAAGUUGUUCUUAAUUAAAAUGAAUAACUUGUGUCUGAUAAAAUAUAACGUGUAACAGAUUAAAUAUCCUUUUACUAAUUUAUUCAUAGUCAAAUUGAAAAUUCAAGACUGAUACUGUUUCUAGCAUUCAAGUUCUCUUGAGACACCCUAUAAUUUCUUAUCAAACAAAUUAUUGUUGAUAAAUAGCCUGAUGAAAUGUGGGAAAUCCUUAAUAUCUUAACAGAACACUUUAAAAAUAGACUUCACCUUGACAUUACUACAACAAAAAGAAACCAAGAGAAAUGGAAUAAAACUUGGAGUAUGAAAGAUAACAAAUAUUGUGCUUUGUGUUAAAACAUCCCAUUUAAAACGACUAUGGAGAAAAAGAUCGACGAGUUAAAAAAACGUUUCGAAGAAUUAGAUAAGGAUAAAGAUGGCUCAGUGACAUUGAAGGAAUUCAAAGAGGAAUUGUUAGUUCAAGGGUUUCCAGAAUCCUUAGCUUCUAAAUUUAUGGUAAAAUUUGAUCAUGAUAAUGAUGGCAAAAUUACUUUGGAUGAAUUCGUCAAAACACUUUUAAGCACGGACGACAAUGCUGCUUCACCAAAAGCUGAAUAAUCUGUACGAAAUCAUUCACGCAUGCAUGCAUUUGUAUUCUGUCAAGAUAAGAGAUUAAACAGUUUUUGUCUACCAAUACCGGCUUUGUCUUAUUUAUUGAUUCCAGUUCAUGUGUUUUAAGUUGUUUGAAUAAGAAAUAAUUUGUGAACUAUUGAAAUUUGUUUAAUGGCAUAUUUUUGUUAAGAUAAAUGUAAUAAACUUCCUAAAAAUGGUA
This is a messenger RNA of Schistosoma margrebowiei, 971 nucleotides long. Lineage: Eukaryota; Metazoa; Platyhelminthes; Trematoda; Strigeidida; Schistosomatidae. The record is from the annotation of a GenBank genome assembly.